GCUUCUCAAUGCCAAUAAAAUCAACUGCCUGAGGGUAAACACGUUCCAAGGUCUGCAUAAUCUCAAACUGCUAUCUCUUUAUGAUAACAAACUGCAGACCAUCAGCAAGGGGCUCUUCGCACCUCUCCGAUCGAUCCAGACUCUACAUUUAGCUCAGAAUCCAUUUGUGUGCGACUGCCAUUUGAAGUGGCUGGCUGAUUACCUGCAGGAUAAUCCGAUAGAAACCAGCGGCGCUCGAUGCAGCAAUCCGCGUCGCCUUGCCAACAAACGAAUCAGCCAGAUCAAGAGCAAGAAGUUCCGCUGCUCAGUGUCAGAGGAUUACAGAAGUAAAUUCACUGGGAAGUGUUUCAUGGACCUUGCCUGUCCUGAGAAGUGUCGCUGCGAGGGAACAAUUGUAGACUGCUCUAACCAAAAAUUCACCCGGUUACCCAGUCACCUUCCUGAAUAUACCACUGAUCUGCGUUUGAAUGACAAUGAUAUUUCUGUUCUGGAAGCUGUCGGACUUUUCAAGAAAUUGCCCAACCUCAGAAAAAUAAAUCUAAGCAACAAUAAGAUCAAGGAGAUACGAGAAGGCACAUUUGAUGGAGCUUCAGGAGUGCAGGAACUGAUACUGACAGAUAAUCAACUGGAAUCCGUGCAUGGACGAAUGUUUAGAGGCCUCACAGGGCUAAAGACAUUAAUGCUGAGGAGCAACUCUAUCAGCUGUAUAAACAAUGACACAUUUGCCGGACUGAGCUCAGUGAGGCUUCUUUCUCUGUACGACAAUCGCAUCAGUACUAUCAUCCCUGGAGCCUUCAGCACUUUAGUCUCAUUAUCAACAAUCAAUUUGCUGGCUAACUCCUUUAAUUGUAACUGCCAUUUGGCCUGGCUGGGAAAAUGGUUGAGGAAGAAGAGAAUUGUCAGUGGAAAUCCACGCUGCUUAAAACCCUUUUUCCUAAAGGAUAUUCCAAUCCAAGAUGUGGAUGUCCAGGACUUCACCUGUGAUGGUAAUGAUGAAAGCAGCUGCUUGCUUUCCCCUCCUUGUCCUCCCCAGUGUACCUGUGUGGACUCAGUGGUACGCUGCAGCAACAAAGGGCUGCGAAUGCUGCCCAAGGGAAUUCCCAAGGAUGUGACUGAGCUAUACCUGGAAGGAAACCAUCUGACUGCUGUGCCAAAGGGGCUCUCCACCUUCAGACACCUGACACUGAUUGACUUGAGCAACAACAGCAUAAGCGUAUUGGCCAACCACACUUUCAGCAACAUGAGUCAGUUAUCAACACUCAUCCUGAGUUACAACAGACUCCAGUGCAUUCCUGUCCACGCGUUCAAUGGGCUCAGGUCUCUAAGAGUGCUGACGCUCCAUGGAAAUGAUAUUUCCAGUGUUCCCGAAGGUUCUUUCAAUGACUUGGUGUCCUUGUCCCAUCUGGCUCUCGGUACCAACCCUUUGCACUGUGAUUGCAGCCUCCGCUGGCUUUCUGAGUGGGUGAAGGCGGGGUACAAGGAGCCUGGAAUCGCACGCUGCAGCGGGCCUGACGCCAUGGUGGACAGACUGCUGCUCACAACACCCACCCACCACUUCCAGUGCAAAGAGCCAGUAGAUAUCAGCGUUGUGUCCAAGUGUAACCCUUGCCUCUCCAAUCCAUGUAAGAACAAUGGGACAUGCAACAAUGAUCCAGUGGGGUUUUAUCAAUGCACUUGCCCCUUUGGCUUCAAG
Molecule: messenger RNA, 1693 nt
Organism: Mesitornis unicolor (brown roatelo)
Lineage: Eukaryota; Metazoa; Chordata; Aves; Mesitornithiformes; Mesitornithidae
Product: slit homolog 3 protein-like
Exons: 14
Biological process (GO): axon guidance; negative chemotaxis
Molecular function (GO): heparin binding; Roundabout binding
Source: RefSeq, a predicted model, not a curated record